GGAAUGAAUCUAUGUCUUCUGCUAACUCUCUCUUUUUACUUCCCCUCAGCGAUGUGGGACAAUCAACAAUCUCAUCCUCUAAUAGUUUUUACCAUGGUGGAUUGGAAGAGGACUUAAAUGCUGGCCACAGUGAAGUAAUAAUUCAAUAAGUUUUCUGAUUUAACCAAGGACCAACGUGCAUUCGAAUCUUUUAUCAGGUUAGAAUUUGAGUUCCGUUUUUAUAGCCGUAUUUCGAAGGUUUGGGUGGCAGAGGGAUUGAGGCAGAGGAGAGCCAUGGUGAAGUUCUUGUGGGUUGGCAUUGUGGCAGCACUUGUUUCCAGAGUUCGGGCUGAUGGGUUUGUGGAGAACAGUAUCAAUGAGGCGGUGCCGCCUUUGUGGGAGGAGACCUAUGGAAGCUCCAAGGCUGCAAAUGACAUAUUGAUGGUAGGGCUAACCCUCGUCGAAGGAGCUGCUGCUAAAGGAGCAGUAUGCUUGGAUGGAACAGUUCCAGCGUAUCAUUUGCACCGCGGAUAUGGAUCGGGGGUGAAUAGUUGGCUCAUUAAGUUUCAGGGAGGAGCAUGGUGUAAUGAUACCAGAAGCUGCUCUGACCGCAAACUUACACCAUUUGGAUCAUCAACGCGCAUGGAAACAAAGAUGCCAUUUUCUGGAAUACUAAGCAAUCAAUCUGAACAAAAUCCUGAGUUUUUCAACUGGAAUAGAGUACUGCUUCGCUAUUGUGACGGCGCUUCAUUUUCUGGGGACAGCGAAAAUAAGAAAGAACAUCUGCAAUAUAGGGGACAGCGGAUAUGGUUGUCUGCAAUGGAAGAUUUGAUGUCAAAGGGCAUGUGCGACGCCAAUCAGGCUCUUCUUUUUGGUUGCUCUUCCGGCGGUCUGUCAUCUAUUCUGCACUGUGAUGAAUUUCGGGGCUUAUUUCCCACAACUACAAAAGUGAAGUGCUUGAGUGAUGGUGGAUUUUUUAUUGACGCAGUUGACAUCUCCGGUGGACACACACUCAGGAAUAUUUAUACCGGUGUUGUAAGCUUGCAGGGGGUGCGAGAAAAUCUGCCGCGAUUCUGUACUAGUCACCUUGACCCUACUUCGGUAAUCAAUUUUUUUCCUCUUGCAGUUUUCAAUUUGAAGAUAGGUGGUAGCAUAAUAAGUUGUGCACUACUUCUUGCCUUGCAGUGCUUCUUUCCUGAGAACUUAAUCGCGAACAUUACAACCCCACUCUUUAUACUCAAUUCAGCAUAUGAUUCAUGGCAGAUCUAUAACAGUUUAGCUCCACCAUCAGCAGAUCCCCAUGGUGAGUGGAACAGUUGCAGAUUAAACCUUGCAAGUUGUUCAGCAUCACAGAUGCAAAUUCUGCAAGGAUUCAGGAAUCAAAUGCUGAAUGCAGUAAAACAAUUUUCGGUGUCUAAUCAAACUGGGAUGUUCAUAAAUUCGUGUUUUGCGCACUGUCAAACGGGGCAAAGUGAAUGGUUUUCACAUGAUUCUCCAGCUGUUGGAAACAAGACAAUUGCAGAAGCUGUCGGAGAUUGGUAUUUUGAUCGAGCGGAGGUUAAGGUUGUUGAUGAAACUUGCCGCCAUCUGGCUUUCGAAUGAGCAUUGUUUGAUCGAUUAUUUACAUGGUAAUUGUAUCGUGUUGUCUGCACUAUAAUACUAUCCCUUCUGCUUAAUGAAAUAACUAAUAACCGAAAUCAAUAGAAUUCUAUUAUCAAAGUUCAAAAAACAAAUGAAUGAAUUGAAUAGAAAACGGUAAAACAUAUGACUAAGGAGAAUGCCAACGCAUUGUUCAACGAGCGCCUGCAGAUGAUUGAAGAAUAUUCUCAUUCUUCCAUGGUGAGAAUAAUGAUUAGUGUGGUGAUACCUGAUUCCUUGUCUCCAACACAGUCAAUCUCCGAUCAUGGUCUGGACACAAUUUCCCCCUACUCUACGGGGCACAAAAUUCAAGCAGUGUACCUGGAAGUAUGAUGAUAUUUAUCGUUGGAUGCGUAUACAUGGCCGUUGUCAUGUAGUUCAUGUACUUGUUUCAGGGGUGAUUUGUAUUUUUACAUAACCAUAAUCCAUAUAUGUAUUUUGUAUACCAAAUGUAUAGAGAAAAUGGGGCCAAUUCUUAAACA
Molecule: messenger RNA, 2099 nt
Organism: Malus domestica (apple)
Lineage: Eukaryota; Viridiplantae; Streptophyta; Magnoliopsida; Rosales; Rosaceae
Source: RefSeq, a predicted model, not a curated record